Vidua macroura (Pin-tailed whydah) is the source of this 5454-nucleotide messenger RNA. Its product is annotated as KIAA1210 ortholog. NCBI's taxonomy places the organism in Eukaryota, Metazoa, Chordata, Aves, Passeriformes, Viduidae. The record is from RefSeq and is a predicted model, not a curated record. The transcript is spliced from 12 exons. The coding region runs from base 462 to 3389 and encodes 975 amino acids.
UCGGCGGCGCCGCGGCGGCCGCCGGCGCUAGGUGGUGGUGCGGGAUCGGCCGUGGCCGCGGCUCCCCGGCGCACGGUCCCCAGGUCGGGUCAGGCCAGGCCGCUGCGGCGGCACUCGGUUCCACAGAAAUUCCGGAAAAAACAACCUCGGGGUGGCGUAAGACCCGUGUCAGGGCUGCCGCGAUGGACUGUGCGAACCACCCUGCUGGAUGGAGGGUGGAGCCGGGCUCAGCUCCGUGGUGCCAAACGCUGAGACAAGAGGCAGCGGGCAGAAACUGAUGCGCAGGAAGUUCCACCUGAACGUGAGGAAGAACUUCUUUACUGUGCAGUGACUACACAAUGGAACUGAUUGUCCUGAGAGUUCGUGGAGUGUCCCUCACUGGAGAGAUUCGGGAACCGUCCGGAUGCAAUCCUGUACCUCUGGGCUGACCUGAGCAGGGAGGUUGGACCAGUGACUAUAUAAUGGCUACGAGACCCACAGAGGUCACACAAUCGCCAGAAACUGGAGACACAGUCGAAGAGUGCACAGGAAAGAAAAAAUCCAAAUUUCAGACUUUCAAGAACUUCUUUGCCAAGAAGAAAAGGAAAGAACCUCCACCUCCCAGGGGAGAGAGUAAUUUAAAACCUUGCCAGUCCAGCAGCGAUGUCAGCAUCGCUGUGCUCAACACUACUGCACUUCAUUCACCGAGGGAGGCUGGGCCCAAGGGUAGCAUGGGAAACAAAGCCUUGUCCCACGACAGUGUCUUUAUUUUUGAGUCUGCACCAGGAAAUGUGACAGGUGACGUCUUGUCUCAGGAAAACAUACCUGGAAGAGUGAAAACUUUGCAGCUUCAGCUGCAGCAGAAUGUCAAACUUGGAUCACCUCCUCUUGUUAUAACUGGGAAAAAAAUGGAAGAUGCAGGUGCUGUUUCUGAAGAUGAUGGCUUACCUAGAAGCCCUCCUGAAAUUUCAACCCUUCAUGAAGUUCUGACAGAUUCGGCAAACAAGUCCUCCAACCCUGUUCAGCGUCAUAGCUCUUUGAGUUUAGGAGGGACAGACAGUGAAGAUGAACAGAUACCUUCUGGAGCUUCCUCCAGACCCAUCAGUCCUUUAUCCUCUGCCCCUCAGGGGACCCCCAUCUCACGAGGCAGCAGCUUCCUUCCUGUUGAUUUUACCAUCCCUGCCAGCCCCCUUGGCUGCCUGGACACCUCAGCAGCCAGGCACAGGAUUGCCAUCAACCCUCGGAAACAGAAAGGCUUUACCAACAAGCAUCAGCUGCCCCUCCAGGUGGAGCAGCUGGAAAAUGAAACAUGUCUUCCUGCAACUCCAGAAAGGAAGGGAAAUUCAACAGAAUUACUUGAGAGUGACAAACAAAAAAGUGAUUGGGAAGGAUUAUCAGCCCAUGUGGGACACUCUGCAAAGGGAGGUGGUUUUAAGGAGACACUAGGUGUAAAAACUCCCACUGAUGCUGCCCCUGACUCUUGUGAUUCCACGCUUGUGGUAGAAGAGCCCUGUGCUUUGCUGCAAGAGGAUGGGUGCCUUCCUGGUGGGGGCCAUCACUAUAAAGGAGCCACACUUCUCCUGAGGCCUGAGCCUUCUCCAGUGAACCUGCAAGAACAGCACAGUGCAAGAGUGUUGUACUCUGCAGAUGGGUCUGCUAAAGAAUCAAAAGUACAUCCUCAAAGUACCAGUGCUGAAGUACCUGAACUUGCAGAAUUGCAGCAACUUGAAGGAGAAGCUGUUGUGUCUCCAGACAUACCAGCAGCUGACUUGUUUAGCAGUGCUGUGGAAACAGUGGGCAUGGAUGUAUUGGCAGAUGUUGCACAAAGUUCCUCAGUAAAUUCUGUGGAUCCAAGAAUUAAAGCCCAGGAAAAGAGGGAUCCACUGUUUAGUGGCAAAGAAGAGCUCUGCUUUGGUACCACUGGGAAUCAUUCCAACCUUGCUGUCUCAGAUACUGCACUGAGUACUCCACAAGCUGCAGUGGCUGACUCAGAGUCUUGUACUGACUUCAAGACAGUGGCUGAUUUGAGGUCUGAAAAGAGUUCAGUAGCAAAAAAUAACAAAGAAACUUGUGAAGUUAUGGAAUUUCAGUUAUCCAAGGACAGUGUAGGAAAAAAAAUAGACUCUGCUGCAUCUGUGUCAGAAGCAGUUAGUGUGGUACCUUGCAGUAAAUUGGAAGUAUGUUUUAAAGCAGAAAUUGCUCCUGUUUCAAAGGGUAACCAAGGCAGUCAACAGGCCAACACAUCAUGCAUUUCUGAAAAACUUUCCAUUGGGUGUCUUGCCUCUUCAAGUUUGGCUGGCUUGAAGAGUAAUAUAUCUUCUGAUGCUGACAGUAAGGAGUAUCAGGUAAGCACUACAGCUUCUCACAGAAAAACAGCAGAAGGCAGUCAAUCAUCAGAUGAAAAUGUAAAAAGUCCACUGAAGACUGCUUCUGCUAAACCAGUCAGAUUUACCAUUGCACCAGCAUGGCAAAGGUCUCUCUCAGGGGGUUCAAAUUCAAAGGAAGAUUCCUAUUCCAGAAGUUCUCCAACAUCCCCUAUAAGACCGGAGUUCUUUGAAGGAAUGACAAAAGAACACACGCGUUUUGAUGCAGUUAUGCAGGAAUCAGCAAAAGCCAACUCAGAUAGAUUGGAUCGAGAUUGUAAGGACAGAGAUCUGCAUUUGAAUUCUUUUAUGGAGUGGGCUGACCAUGAAACACAAAACUUUGAGAGCCCAUUUGGGGUCAGACUAAGAAGAACAUCAUCUUUACUAAAAUACCAGAACGAAAGCCGUGUAGAGCCUCCAAAGCUGAUCCCCUCAGCUGCUCCAGUUGCUUCUUCUGCUUCAGUCAAGGAGGAUCAGAAAUUGAUGGGCACUGGGAAGUCACCUCUAAGCCUUCCUGUCAACACAAAAUCAGUUGUUAAAAAACCAGAUCACCUAGAAGACAAAAAUCCUGCCAAGGCAAGAUCAGAAGAAGUGGCAAAGAAACAAAAUGGUUAUAAACCUUCAGAAAAAGUCUCUCCAUAUUUGGAAACUGCUUCCUCUGAACCAGCUUGGGUCUCCAUGGCAAAGCUGAAACAAAAGGGGUUCCAGGACCAUCCUCUUGCCAAAGAACAUAAAGAUGAAGACAAAGCUUUGACCAAAGUGGAUCAAGGGGAGCCAGAGGUGUGUGCUAGUGAGGACCCUCUGAAGAAGAACAUGCCUUCCAGCUCUCAGGACAAGAAAACACAAACCAAGGCCGGUGUGUCUGCAGCAGCAGGUAAAGUUGGACCAAUUUCUCAGGAAGCAUCUGUGGUUCCUGCUGUUGAAAAGGAAGCAAGGCACUCCUCUAACCUGCCAAUGACACCCUGCAGUCCUGCUGAACCGCCCUGGCUGUCCCUGGCCAAGAAGAAAGCCAAAGCAUGGAGUGAAAUGCCCCAGAUCGUACAAUAGCAAAUGACAUGACCAUCCUUCUUUGCAUUGCCAAUAGCUGUGUUAACUCCAUUUAAUCCCUUCUUUACUGUGACCAUUUUUUUUCUUUUGAGAAAUAAGAGCCUUAAAACUUUUGAUCAGACUGUUGUACAUAAAGACAUAAUGAAGAAAUGUCUUUGUGGGUUUAAUCUGAUGUAUUAGGAAGCUGAGCAUUUCCUACUACCAAACACUAGGAAAAUUUGAUUCAUUUUUAUAUGCUUACACAUCUGAUGGUGAUGUUCUAAAAAGACAUGCUUCAGGCUAUUGAAACAUUUCUCUAGCAAAAUAUGUCUUUGAAGUUUCUUUUAAAGAAACUUGUUCUUUUAAAAAGACUGUACAGCAUUUUGUACGGUUUGGCUUUGAGCUAAGAAAUGAACGUAUGCUUUAAAAUAUUCACAAUGCUGGGCACUGACACACUGUGAGUCGUGGACAUUGAUGUAAUUACACUUCUUUCUCUAGAGCUCUACCAUGGGCAGCCUGACUCUGCUUCAGAUUGUUCAUGAUCUGUUUUGUGAUAGCUGUAAGAUCUAAGCACGUUGUGAGUUGGAGUGGUUCUGGCUUUUGUGGGAAGUCUCAGUGCUGUUGUUCUUGUGCUUUGCUCACAGAUACCCACUGGAAUGCUCAGAGCUGCACACCUGUUCUCUCCCAUGCACUGGAAAACCACCACACUGUAGCACAUGUCUGCUUUUAGUUGUACCUUUAGAAAUCUGGGUAAAUUAAACAUUCUACUAAAAAAAUCCUUCUUUCUUUAAUUAUGGCAAAUAGUGAUUUUUUUUUUUCGUGAGAUUCCUCAGCCAAUUGUCUCUCUUAAAGAGUGUGUUGGGGUGAGAACUUGCUCCUUAGAAAAUGGCAUCUUCUUUUCAAGAAAUGCCACUCUCCAUGUUCAUAAGGUUGUAUAUUUAGUCAAUGGCAUGUAAUGUUAGUCAUAAAAGGGGCAUCUGCUUUCCUUCUGGUCUCAUCAGUCUUUAACCAUUAACUCAACAUCAGUCUGAGGAUGUGCAGCUGGAGCAGGAUUAUUCUCUCAGGGCCUGGCCUUGCAUUCACUCAAACUCACAAAAGUUUUCCUAUUGACUUUGAAGGAUGCAGACAUUUGAAAAAUAAGCUUUGUGAAAUUCUGUUGGUGGCUUAAGAGAGAGUGGCACUUACUGGUCCUUCCAGUUCUUGCAGAAUUGCACGUUUAUGUAGUUUUUGUUUACAGUCAGUGCAAAAUCUGAAGGCUGAUAGACUGUUUUUAGCUGGAAAGUUGGUUGGAAUUUUUAAAGGAAAAUAUUAUCUAUUGAUAGGAUUAACUGCAAACCAAAGAAAAUUGGUUUCAGAUCAGCUCAAGCAAGACUUUAAUCUUCCAGUUUUGGCCUGAAUUUAAUAUGUAGUUUUUGCAAUUUGAAAACAGUAUUAUAACUAGGAGCUAGACUGUGAUUUUUUUUUAUAAAGGUGAAAACUUAUUUGCCCAGAAAGGCUCAGAAUCUAUAGAUACUAUUUAUUCUGGAUUAACACCAGAAAGAGUAGGAGUUUCACUUGAUAAGGAAACAAGGAGUGGCUUGGUAAUCGAUGCCUAUGUUGUAACUUCUUUUUCUCUGCUUUAGCAAGCAUAUAUUUCCUUACAAAGAACAGAAAUGUUUGUAUUUCUCUGAAACUUUUGAGUGUAAUGUAAAAGAAUUUACUCAGCUUUGAUUCCUGGAGUUUUGUACAGUUGUCAUCUCACCACAAGCUUACCAACCCUGUGUAAAAUACAGGCCUUUCUGUAUUUAGCAAACUCUCUUCUCAUUCUGUUAAUGUGGAUUGUGGUUCUUCACCCAAAGUACUGCAAUGGAUACUAUAAUCUCUCUUUCCCUGUGUUUCCUUUUGAUCUUAAUAUUGUUCCUGUCUUUUAUGUUUGGUAUGUAUAUAUGUUUUUGUAAUCUUUGUCUUGAAGGAACCCCUUUUGUAUUCCACUCCCCUAUUUGGUUUACUAUUAAAUGCUGUUGCCAGCGAUGAUGAUACCAUUUCUGGGAAGAGGGAUGGAUAGCCCUCAUUCAUUCAGGAAGAAAUAAAAACAGGUCUUUGGUCA